Molecule: messenger RNA, 621 nt
Organism: Camelina sativa (false flax)
Lineage: Eukaryota; Viridiplantae; Streptophyta; Magnoliopsida; Brassicales; Brassicaceae
Product: arabinogalactan protein 20
Source: RefSeq, a predicted model, not a curated record
UCUUCUCUCUUCGUGUCUCGUCAUCUCUCUCUCUCUCUCUCUAGUUCGCCCGCCGGAGUCCUUCUCUCGCCACUUGAUAUUUCAUUCAUUCAUUCAUUCAGAUUCUCUCUCUCUGUCUCUCUUUCGAUGGCGUCGUCGAAGAACUCCGUUGUCGUUGUGGCUUUAAUCGCUUUCGUUUUCGCCGUCAUCUCUCCUUUCGCCGGCGCUCAAUCCUUAGCUCCUGCUCCUUCUCCCACAAGCGACGGAACAUCGAUUGAUCAAGGGAUAGCGUAUUUGCUAAUGGUGCUCGCGCUUCUUCUUACUUAUCUCAUUCAUCCUCUUGAUGCUUCUUCUUCCUCCUUCUUCUGACUGAUCUAAUUUAUAAUGGAGAGACAGUUUCUUUCUGAGCUUCUUCAUCUCUUUUACUGUUGUUUUACAGUAAAUUAGAGAAAUUAGAGAUUUGUCUUCUUUUUUAAUUUUAUUUUUAGAUUUACCCUUAAAUGAUUUUUUUUUAUUAAUUCCAUGUUUCCUAUAAAGUUCGUUUAUUGUACAAGGAAGGACCCCCUUUUAUUUAUUUAUGUUUAUUGUUAAUGCUACACAUAACGUUCCAAUUACAAAUGUUCCCACUAUUCUUUUUGUUCA